GUGUGAGUGAGCGUCCUCCAAUGUAACUGUCGUGACAGAAUAUAACGGUCGUGACAGGAGACAGCGCGUUGAUUAACGGGCGCGCGGCGGACAUAAAAAUGAUGUUGAGAUAUUGAGGGCGGCAAGAGAGAGUGGAGGAGAGAAAAAAGGGUGUUUAUAGAAAAAGGAGGAGAGAGAGAAGGUUCAUAAAAUUCGCGGUGGAGAAUGCCGGAGAUUUGGUACAUUGUUGCGUAGCUAGAACGGAUAUCCAGCCUCUGGUCUGCUCUUGCCGGCAGCGAUCAGAGGCUGGUUCCUGAUUUCGUAGAGUACUCAUUUCUUCUCGAGCUUUUCUUUCCCUUCUCCUCCGAAGCUUUGAGUUUCCGAUUGAUAAAGAAGGGAAGAAAGCGCAAGUUUUGGGAGAAAUUGAGGUUUCAUUUCUUAGCUUGUGGUUUUAUAUGCUUGGAAUUCGAAAAUGGGCGUUGUCUCCGGCGUCAUUUCCAGGAAGGUUUUGCCCGUAUGCGGCAGUCUGUGUUUCUUCUGCCCGUCAAUGCGGGCAAGGUCCCGGCAGCCGGUGAAGAGGUACAAGAAGCUCAUCGCCGACAUUUUUCCACGCUCCCAGGACGAGGAACCAAAUGAUCGGAAGAUUGGAAAACUGUGUGAAUAUGCUGCAAAAAAUCCUUUACGCAUUCCGAAGAUCACAAGUUCCCUUGAGCAGAGGUGCUACAAAGAAUUGAGAAGCGAGAAUUUUCGAAAUGCGAAAAUUGUCAUGCUUAUAUACAGGAAAUUGUUAAUUUCUUGCAAAGAACAAAUGCCUUUGUUUGCAAGUAGCUUGCUAAGCAUCAUGCAUACUUUGCUGGAUCAAACAAGGCAGGAUGAAAUGCGAAUUAUAGGAUGCCAGACUCUUUUUGACUUUGUAAAUAAUCAGAGGGAUGGGACUUACAUGUUCAAUUUAGAAGGCUUUGUUCCAAAACUUUGUCAGUUAGCCCAAGAAAUGGGGGAAGAUGAGAGGGCAAAGAAUCUACGGUCAGCUGGAUUGCAGGCCCUUUCUUCAAUGGUUUGGUUCAUGGGUGAAUAUUCUCAUAUUUCAGUUGAGUUUGAUAAUGUUGUUUCAGUAGUCUUGGAAAAUUAUGGAGGCCCUGGGAGAGAAAGCGUCAACCAUGAUAAGCAAGAUCCUGAGCACAGGUGGGUGCAGGAAGUGCUUAGAAUUGAGGGUCAUGUCUCGCCUUCACCAGAUGUAAUCAUAACUGUUCCUUCUUGGAGGACAAUUGUGAAUGACAAAGGCAUAGUAAAUGUGGCGGAGGAAGAUGUGAAUAACCCCAGCUUUUGGUCAAGGGUUUGCCUGCAAAACAUGGCCAAGCUGGCCAAGGAAGCUACAACCAUACGGCGUGUUCUAGAAUCUUUGUUCCGUUAUUUUGAUAAUGAAAACCUAUGGUCUCCUGAACGUGGACUUGCUUUUUUGGUCCUGAAGGAUAUGCAAUUAUUAAUGGAUGAUUCUGGGCAAAAUACACACUUUUUGCUGUCCAUAUUAAUCAAGCAUCUUGAUCACAAAAACGUCCUUAAACUACCUGACAUGCAGCUUGACAUUGUUGCGGUUGCCACCUCCCUUGCUCGACAUGCAAAGGUUCAAGCUUCUGUAGCAAUAAUUGGUGCAGUAAGUGAUGUUAUGAGGCUUUUGCGGAAAAGCAUACACUGCUCAUUAGAUGAUGCUAAUCUGGGAGCUGACAUUAUUGGUUGGAACAGAAAAUUUCGAGAAGCCGUAGAUGAGUGUCUUGUGGAGUUAUCACAAAAGGUUGGUGAUGCAGGCCCAAUUCUUGAUAUUAUGGCUGUGAUGUUGGAGAAUAUCUCUACUAUCACUGUUAUCGCUAGAACUACAAUCUCAGCUGUUUAUCGUACAUCGCAAAUUGUUGCAUCUAUACCAAACAUGUCCUAUCACAACAAGGCAUUCCCUGAAGCUCUGUUCUCUCAGUUACUUCCAGCUAUGGUCCAUCCAGAUAAUGAAACUCGAGUUGGAGCUCACCGAAUCUUUUCUGUUGUCCUUGUGCCAUCUUCAGUUUGCCCUCGUCCAUGCUCCACUAUUUCUGAUUCAGUGAAGGCCUCAGAUCUUCCAAGGACUCUAUCAAGAACUGUCUCUGUCUUUUCUUCUUCGGCUGCUCUUUUUGAGAAGCUAAGAAAGGAGAAGUUUUCAUCAACGGAAAGCAUUGGUCAAGAUGACAAAGAAAAGGUUGUGAAUGAGGGAGAAUUAAGGAACAGUAACAAUGGGUUAUUGAAUAGAAUGAGGUCAUCUUACAGUCGAGCUUACAGUAUGAAAAGUUCCCCUGCACAUACACCGGAGGAUGGAAAUUCUAGGAGCAGUUCAAAUAAGGAAAUGGAGGCAGUUUUCCUCAGAUUGAGUAGCCGCCAGAUUACUCUCCUACUCUCAUCAAUAUGGGCGCAGUCUAUCUCUCCUGCAAAUAUGCCUGAAAAUUAUGAGGCAAUUGCUCACACAUACAGCCUGGUAUUGCUAUUCUCUCGAGCCAAGAACUCCAGCCAUGAAGUUCUAGUUCGAAGUUUUCAGCUAGCUUUUUCCUUGCGAAGCAUUUCUCUUGGGGAAGGAGGGCCACUCCCACCAUCACGUCGCAGAUCUCUAUUUACUUUGUCAACUUCUAUGAUUACCUUUUCCUCGAAAGCAUACAAUAUUCUUCCGCUUGUUUCUUAUGCCAGUGAAGCCCUCACAGAUAAAGUGGUUGACCCAUUUCUACAUCUGGUUGAAGAUUGCAAGUUACAGGCUGUUGACACUGGACCCAACCUUCCCAGAAAUGCUUAUGGUUCUAAAGAGGAUGAUAAUUCUGCUUUGAAGUCACUUUCAGAAAUAGAAAUCUCUGAGAACCUGACGAGGGAAUUUUUUGCUUCCACGAUUGUGAAGAGUUUGGAAAAUCUCUCAGAUUCUGAGUCAUCCAAUAUAAAAGAACAGCUGCUCAACGAAUUUUUACCUGAUGAUGUUUGUCCAUUGGGGGCCCAGUUAUUCAUGGAAACCCCAGGAAGAGUAAAUCAGUUUGAUUCAAGGCUCAAUAAAUCAUUUGAGGAGGAGGCUGCUCCAAUUUUUGCAAUAGAUGACUACUCUUUCCCAGAUUCAUUUGAAAGUCAAAGUAAACAUAAUACAGAGUUGACCAUGGAAAACCCCAAUCUUUUGAGUGUCAACCAACUCCUAGAAUCAGUAUUGGAAACAGCGCAUCAAGUUGGAAGAUAUUCUAUCUCAACUGCACCUGAUGUGCCUUACAAGGAAAUGGCUCGUCACUGUGAGGCACUUCUGAUGGGAAAGCAACAGAAAAUGUCCAAUUUAAUGGGUGCUCAACAAAAACAGGAAACUGCCUUGGGCUGCUCUUUGCCAGAUCAGCACGAUGGGGCGAUGAAGAUAGCUUCCAGUUCCCCAGCUGAUGCUGGUUCCCUCGAGAUUGGUAAUCCUUUCCUUGAGCAGAACUUUGGUGCCAAUAUGCAGAAACCACCCCUUGGCGCUCUUCCGAUGCAGUGUGCAACCGAGUACCAGCAUCAUCCCCAUUUCUUUAGGCUACCUGCUUCUAGUCCAUAUGAUAACUUUCUUAAAGCUGCUGGUUGUUGAUACUAACACAAGUAUGAAAUCACACAUCUAUUAGAUCUAGAAGAAAUCGCUACUGAAGUGAGCGGUGCAUUUCAAAGCUCAAAUCCCGUGCAUAAAGAAAUUCUCCUUGAGCAUAUCUGCUACUUAGCCUUUGCAGGAACAACAGCCGAUGUCAUGGGGAUGAUUGAGCAGGUUACUUCUUCAUAUUUGAUUCCUCCGCCUUGCGGAGCAGAUAGAUUCAUUAUUCUUUAUUCGUUUUUCUGUGGGCAUAUUUGUGUGAGCAACUGCACGGGAGGCAUCCUUCAAGAUAUUCUCCCUGAAGGCUCAGAGCCCAUGCAUUGUGUCAAGAGUUCCCUUUCCCCAUCCAACACUUCUAAUGUAUAAAAAACUCCUUAGGUUUUUUCUAAGUAAUGUAAUCACAGUGGAGAUGCAAACUUCACUCGUUUCAUAUAUUAUACUUUUAUUGAGACCCAUCUUAUAUUUCA
Malania oleifera is the source of this 4038-nucleotide messenger RNA. RefSeq names its product protein SEMI-ROLLED LEAF 2-like. The record is from RefSeq and is a predicted model, not a curated record. Bases 452 to 3574 code for a protein of 1040 amino acids. The transcript has 21 exons. NCBI's taxonomy places the organism in Eukaryota, Viridiplantae, Streptophyta, Magnoliopsida, Santalales, Ximeniaceae.